CUUCUCAUCGCAAUCCCUCCCUUCUUCUCCGGUUACAGUAGAUCCAUCUAUCUUCCUCUCGCAUCGCACUGUGCUGUCAGUAUCAGAUAGACCGAGCUGCUUCCAUGGCGAAAAGCGGGCCGAAUUUUUGUACGAUAGGAAGCUCUUCCCCGCACCUGUACCUGUCCCUGCUUCUGGCCGCUCACUGGGUGUCAUUGCCGGGCCACGUACACGGUGACAGCGGUGCUCUGCACCGGAGCAGCGGAGAGGGGACGCUUGACAAGAGCGGCGGCGGAGUGUUUGCGCGGAGCUUCGCCGAUAGCGGCGGAGAGCCGGGCGCCGCGGGAGCCGCACGCUUCAGGAGAGCACCAUCCCAGGAGAAAGUGUCCCUUCUGAGCAGCUCCUUCGUGCUGAAGGGGGACGCCACUCAUAACCAGGCGAUGGUUCACUGGACCGGCGAAAACAGCAGCGUCAUCCUCAUCCUCACCAAGUACUACCAUGCGGAUUCUACGAAGGUGCUAGAAAGCUCCCUGUGGAGGUCUAGUGACUAUGGCACCACCUACACCAAGCUGAACCUGAUGCCAGGAACCACCAUCGUCGUCACCAACUUCUACAUCUGCCCCACCAAUAAGAAGAAGGUGAUACUCGUGAGCUCCACCAUCAACGAGCGCGACCAGAUGCUCUUCAUCAGCACAGACGAGGGCACCUCCUUUCAGCGGCAGCCGCUCUCCUUCACUGUGGAGACGCUCCUCUUUCACCCCAAGGAGGAGGACAAGCUGCUGGCCUACAGCAAGGAGGGAAAGCUCUAUGUGUCAACAGACCUGGGCAGGAAGUGGACGUUGCUGCAGGAACGUGUCAGCAAGGAUCGAUUUUUUUGGUCUGUGGCAGGCGUGGACGUCGACCCGGACCUGGUGCACAUGGAGAUGCAGGAGACCAGCGGAGGCUUUCUCUACGUGACCUGCCUCAUACAGAACUGCUCGGACAAGAUGGUGACGGCACAGUUCCUCGGCAAGAUCGAUCAGAACUCGCUGUCCGUGCAGGAGAGCUACAUAUUCGUGAAGGUGACCACUGGGAACCGCACGAAGCACUACGUCUCCUACCGGCGGAACGACUUCGUCCAGAUGAGGUUCCCCAAGUACGCCUUGCCCAAGGACGUCCAGAUCGUCAGCACAGAUGAGAACCAGGUGUUCCUGGCCAUCCAGGAAUGGUAUCAGACAGACACCUACAAUCUGUACCAGUCGGACCUGCAGGGCGUGUACUACUCCAUCGUUCUGGAGAACGUGCGCAGCACCAGGCAGCCGGAGGAGAAUGUUCUCAUCGACAUCCUGGAGGUCCGUGGGAUCAAGGGAGUCUUCCUGGCCAAUCAGAAGGUGGAUGGGAAGGUGACAACGCUGGUCACCUAUAACAAAGGACGGGACUGGGACUACUUGACCCCCCCAGCCACUGACAUGAAUGGCAAGCUGGUCAACUGCAAGCCGCCGGACUGCCACUUGCACCUGCACUUGCGCUGGGCUGACAACCCCUAUGUCUCUGGGACCGUCCACACCAAAGACUCCGCACCUGGGCUCAUCAUGGGAGCCGGUAAUCUGGGAUCCCAGCUGGUGGAAUAUAAGGAGGAGAUGUACAUCACAUCGGACUGUGGGAAAUCCUGGAGGCAGGUGUUUGAAGAAGAGCACCACAUCCUCUAUCUUGAUCACGGAGGCGUGAUUGUAGCCAUCAAGGACACCUCCAUUCCACUCAAAAUCCUCAAGUUCAGCAUCGACGAAGGCCGGACGUGGAAUGUUCACAACUUCACCAGCACCUCCGUGUUCGUCGACGGCCUCCUGAGCGAGCCUGGGGACGAGACCCUGGUCAUGACCGUGUUUGGGCACAUCAGCUACCGCUCCGACUGGGAGCUGGUCAAGGUGGACUUCCGACAGUCCUUCCCCCGGCAGUGUACCGAGGCCGACUACGAUUCCUGGAGACUUACUGAUCCGCAGGGGGAGCGUUGCAUUAUGGGCCAGGAGAGGAGCUACCGGAAGAGGAAGGAGUCUGCAUUCUGCAUCAAGGGCAAGAGCUUCACAUCUGCGCUGACAGCCAAACCCUGCCAGUGCACUCAGAGGGACUUCGCCUGUGACUAUGGGUUCGAGCGGGCCCCCAGCCUGAAAGCAGAGGGAGACCGCUGCUUCGCUGACUUCUGGUUCGACCCCGACUCGCCUCCAGAGGACUGCCACCAGGGGCACCGCUACGAAUCCAGCACGGGCUACCGGAAAGUGGUCUCCAAUGUCUGCGAGGGAGGGGUCAACAGGCAGCAGAGUUCCAAGCAGCACAUCUGCCCACUGCUGCCCCCUAAAGGCCUCCAGCUGGGCAUCAAGGGGCAAAUGUUGGCCGUGGCACCUGGUGAUGACAUCACCUUCACCGUCGUUCAAGAACAGGGGGACACCACGAAUACCAAAUACCAAGUCGACCUGGGCGAUGGAGUUCGGGCCAUCUACCGCAACCUGACUGUGACCGAUGAGCCCAUCCAGCACCGGUACACAAAGCCCGGUGUUUACCGGGUCACCGUGAAGGCCGAAAACGCAGCUGGGCACGACGAGGCCACGGUCUACAUCCAGGUCAAUGCCCCUCUACAGGAAGUCCACCUGGAAGUGGUUCCUAUUGCAGGAAGAAACCAGGAAGUGAACCUGACUGCCAUGGUGCUGCCUGACGCCACCAACCUGACCGUCUUCUAUUGGUGGAUCGGGGACAACCUGCAGCCCAUCCUUUCUCUGGAGAACAGCAUUAUCAUCAAGUUCCCGGAGACAGGGGAGGUGUCCGUCACUGUCCAGGCCUCCAACAGCCGCUCCAUGGUCCAGGAUACAAAGCGUGUCCGCGUCUUCGAACAGUUCCAGGUAAUCCCCCUCAGCUUCAGCAGGAACCUUGACCACUUCAACCCCAACAUUCCAGAAUGGAGAGAAGAUGUUGGAAAGGUUGUUACCAAGAUCCUGUCCAGGAUUACAGGUGUUCCCCAAGAGCUGCUGGUUACCAUGGUGAAGCCAGGUCUGCCAACCACUGCAGACCUCUAUGUUCUACCAGCAGAGGCAAAGCCAGCCAAGAGAAGUGUGCUCUUGGACAAGCAGAUCCCAUCCAUCAAACAGGCCUUCACUGAGAACAACGUCAGCUUCAUCGUCAGGGGGGGGCUGGUGGUGCUGGUGAGCCUCGCAGAGCCACAUGCAGGGAGGGUUGCUGAUUUUCCUGCCCGUCACUGCAGACUCCCUGACUGCACCUGGGCUGUUUGUGUCGCAGGGUCUGGGGGCGGCGUAGCCAGCCCUGGAAUCUGGGCAUUAAUGGUCUUCCUCAUCGUCUGCCUGAUCAGCACUGGAAGCUUCGUCCUCUACAAGUUCAAGAGAAAGGUCCCCGGGAGGAAUGUCUAUGCACAGAUGCACAACGAGAAGGAGCAGGAGAUGACGAGCCCGGUGAACCACAGCGAGGACACCCAGAACAUCAUCCAGGGGGAGGAGUUCAUCGACGACGACCUCGACUCGCAGACGCUAGGUAACGCUGGAGGCAACCACUCAGGCGUGGUCCUGAGCAUCAACUCCCGAGAACUGCACAGUUACCUGACCAGCUGAUGGUCGCAGAUCGGACGAAGAGCACAGACUCUGCCUGCCCUGUGAUUUGUUACACCGGUCCACUCCCAGCUACCCGAAGAGGUCGGGGGGGACCCUGACCCGUCGACACACCACGAUGCUACGGCAACAACCUGUUUCUUCCUCUCUCUGUCCGUGUCUCCUCCGUGUCUCGGUCUGCUGUCUGAAAGCAAGAGCACCCCCACCCCCCCCCCGCUACUCAGUGGUCUCACAAAGUUUACCUGUGUUCUGCCGUGCCCUCUGUUCACCCGCUGUUCCCAUUGGCUCUCCACUGCUGUGAUGUCGUUAACUGUACCCGUGUUCACGGGUUGUGGUGUAUAUAUAUAUUUCUCUACUUCCCAAGCUCUUCACUGCGGUUGUGGUCCCCGUCCGGUUUAAGCAGAGGGUGGUAGCAUGUGGUCCCAAUGCCACUCUGGAACGGCACAGUGCCUGCCCACGAUUAUUCAGCAGCCAUCCCCGUUUCUGACAUCGAGCAGAAGGCGCCUCAACGGCACCAUCUAGGGAAUGCCAGUGGCAACAUGUUGCUUGGACAAGUUUUAUCGAACCAGAAUUACUGGUCAAAGACAGAAAGCAAAAUGUCAGUGCUUCUAAACCCAGGGGCGUGCUGGGUAAUCUCCAGUCCCGCUCGUCAGUGACAGAAAAUGGGCAGAUUGGAGGAGUAACUUGGCUUUUUUGGGACAUCAGCUUGCAAAAGAUACAUUUAUAGAUUGAUCAUUUUAAACAUACAGUCAUAUUAUCCAUUAAUGUAUGGUGAGCACAAUGCAAUGCAUAACAAGACGGACGUUUUUAAAGCACUAAAUUCAUUAUAAUUCAACUAAACUGUGUGGAAAAACAGUGGUACAAUGAACAUUGUUUACUACUUUUGAACUGUGGAAAUGGUGUGCCAAAAACAAGCCUCUUUGGAAGUACAUAAAUAGCUUUUCAUCUACAGGUUAAUUACUCAGCGGACUGAACAUCUGCAGAUAUAUUUUUGUUUGAAACCUUACCUGAGUCUAGGGAAGAUAAUGCAAUACACAGUAUUAUUUAAGCGUGUACAGAUGGGUGCAGCAUGACGUCAGUCGUUUUAUGUUGAUGUGGAGCGUCACCAAAUCUAUCCCCUGCUUCUGGCAAUAGCUCAUAAGCCCGCUUGAAAACUACAGGCACUGGGCUCAAUGUAUCUUUGAAUUAUCAGUUCCCCCUCCACACAAUAGGUGGCAGUGUUGUCCCAUUGUGAAUAGCUCUUAUGAGUGCACCGCUUUUAGCACGUUACGUGUGCUUAUGCGUUUACUUUCCCCUACAAAAAAGGAAUAAAUUGUUUUGUAUUUUUUUACAAGACAUGUUCGUAUUUUACAUGUAUUUAUGUUUUACUGCUCUUAGUAAAUUGACUGAAUGAUAUUUUAGUUUGUCGCGAUAUUAGUCAAUAGUCCUUUUCAAAACGGAAAGUUAAUAUUUAGUUCCAUGGUGCCUCAGUAAUCAUCUUCUGCAAUAUAAAAUGCAUUUAUAGCUAACAUAAGUUGGCGGGGAAAAAAAACAAUUUUUCAAAUCUUUUCAAAUGAACAAUCAAUUCAUUUCAGACCCAAAGGUCAGAAUGCAUUUAGGAUGAGUUUGCGGGUUUACAUAUCUUGUCUACCCCAUAAUCCUGGAGGUGUGGCACUCAGACAAGGCUAUGGUGUCGUCAAGCCUAUAUUAGGCUAUGCAGGAAGUAGAGUUCCCUUUAAUUUGGUUUGUUCAUGUAUAAGAAAUACUUUGUAAAUAAUUAUUAAUAGAAUAACAUAAUACUUCACACAAAUACCAAAUUUGCACCACUUUUGGAUGUUUGACACCAGAAUAUUCAGCACUUUCAUGAAACACGUUAGUCACUAUUUUUUUGUUUUGUCAUCGUUGACAUGUAGGACUUUGCAGGUUCCCACGAAAUGCAAGUAUUUUGGCCCUUAUUUACUCAUGUUCUCUCACCUGUAUGACGUUGUCUAAAUCGUCUUGUCGUUUCGUAGAUCAGCUCAGCAGCGGGAAAUAUAUUUCCGAUGGCGUUUGGUCACGUGACACGCUGCCUUAGUAUGUGGCUGAUGUCAUCGUCUUAAAAUACUCACAAUGACAGGGUCCUCGUGCCGCUUUGUUGCGCGAAACUACAAGAGGAUGCACUCUGGGACAGGAGAGUCUAUCUCAUGACGUUGUUGUGUGCAGUAAUGAACCAGUCCAUCCCAAAGGGCGAUAGCACAGACAAUAUGAGUACUGCACUGUACUGUCAGACACGAGCAUUCUCCGGUUUCGUGAGCCCACUGUGAAUAGAGCAGAGCCGCUAAGUCAGUCUUCGUUGUUAGUUUGAAGCACCGUAUGCUGGUGAGCCUCAGCAUUCCGGCAGCCUCUGAAUUGCACUAACCCCUUCAUUUGGACAGUAAGAUUUCGCACAUGGUCUGUAUGAACACCUGCUCGCGUUGGGUCCAAGCAGCCUUAAUCUCAGUCAGUGGUGGGUUUGCGUGGUUCUGUAGAAUCCAGUAGUUUGUUCCUUUAGUUUUUGCUCCUGUCGAGCUCUUAAUUAACGGUGUUAUGAACUUACAAAUACAUUUGUCUUAACUGAGAAGCACAUGUGUAGGCCGCUGUUGAGGAAAUAUUAAAUAAAACCGACAGUUUGUUUCUCAAUUAUUUGACUCCUACUGAAUAGCAAAUAGCAUUGCUUUUAAUUACUUUAUCUUAAUUAUAAAGGAUUAGUCAUAUUUAAAACAAUGAUCACAUUUGUGUAGUAAGGGGAGAAAUAUUUGAAAUAUUACGGUUUAUGGCCAGUGGUCACAGAGCUUAGGUGCUGCCCUGAUUUAACAAACCUGAUAUAGAUAAUCAAGCCCUUCAGCAGCAUCUCAGUAUUAGAGCCAACUUAGCUUCAACAUAGCUGGCUCCAAUACUUUUCUGUAUUAGGUGUGUUAAAUCAGGAUUUCACCUAAGGUAGAUCUGCGGGAGCAGGGCUGGUGAUCACUGGUUAAUACUGUCACAGAUAUUCCUCAACUAUAAAUUUUAACAACCAAUUUUGAGAGCAUGAACAAUUUCGCCAACAAUUAAAUUAAGAGCUCGCCUACGAACAGUCACACUGUCCAGCCUGCAGGUUCUGGAAAUGUCCAACCCUGUCGUGAAGCUUAUUUUAUGAAACAAACUACUGAAUAUGCAAAGAAUGACCGGUUGCAUUAAAGGUCAUGAUUUUUUAUUAUUAUUAUUUUGUUUAAUAGCGUGGUUUGAGGCUCAUUGUUUAGAGCCGUCGCCGAGGGCUGACGUCCUGGGACGGUGUAUUUCAGCGAGUCAGUCCCCAAACCACAAACCCCAACCCUGACACUUUGACGUAGAAGAAUGGCUGAACGUGACCAAACCCUAAUACUAGGUCAGGGUAGUUUGAUAGCUUCGAUUCAGGUGUUCUCUGCACUUGCCUUAAGAGAAAUAAGUAUUCAUCUCGCUCCUUCUGGUUGUGUUCAGUACAGUUCCAGUACAAGCCGACUUGCCACGGGCAACGAUCCACGACUCUGGGCACGUUUUUGUACAUAAGGACGCUCAUGCUCGCUUGUUCUUAGUUCUUUAGUGCUGUGAUGUCUGUAAAAUGUUUAUUUUGGGGGGGGGGGGGGG
Molecule: messenger RNA, 7166 nt
Organism: Brienomyrus brachyistius
Lineage: Eukaryota; Metazoa; Chordata; Actinopteri; Osteoglossiformes; Mormyridae
Gene: sorcs2
Product: sortilin-related VPS10 domain containing receptor 2
Exons: 27
Coding region: 105-3569 (1154 amino acids)
Cellular component (GO): membrane
Molecular function (GO): protein binding
Source: RefSeq, a predicted model, not a curated record